Danio rerio (zebrafish) is the source of this 3030-nucleotide messenger RNA. Lineage: Eukaryota; Metazoa; Chordata; Actinopteri; Cypriniformes; Danionidae. The record is from RefSeq and is a predicted model, not a curated record.
UUUUCUCGGUCUCACUUCUUACCUUCACAUUCACGGGCAGGUAGGGUUGCACGGGUCUGGGAGUGUGUGCACACAUACACGUCACACACUCAUAAGCAUCCACACACAGAUACACACUCACCGUGAGUGACCCAUUGCCAUUGGCCAGGCCCACCAGCCCUCUGCCUGUCCGAUCUGAAGAACAGGACCAUUUGGGAAAGGAGGAGAAAGAGCAGGAAGAUGGUAUCGCUGAGGUUGAUGUGGGUACUCCUGGUCCUGUGUGUGGCAGCAGCCUCUCCCCCGAGAUACGUCCGACAAACAGAACUACACAAUUACGAUGACAACAACGAUGUGGAUUUAGACCAAAAUGUUGAUGGCGACAAUGCCUACGAGGACUAUUAUGAUGGAAAUGAAUCAGAGAUAGAGAUUACCCGCGUUGAUCCAUUUGAGGGCAUUGAGUCAUCACAUAGUGCCUCAUUGGAAGAGAAAGAAGAGGAGGAAUUACCUAUAAAGCCUCAGCUUAUUCCACCAAGCUCUGGGGCAUCAGGGACUCUGAUGGGCCCUAGUGCUCAGGGAGAGGAGGAGCUUCGUCUGAUACCCACUGACAUCCUUCAGAUAUCUGGUGACUUGAGCUCUGGAGACGCUGUGCCCUCUGGAGACUUACAAGAUGAGAAAGCCUCCAGUUCUGGAGAGCCUUUGGGCUUGGGAUAUUCUGGGGCCUCUGGUGGCAUAUCGGGUUCUGUGGACUCAGAGGAUCUUAGUUCUGGAGUCUCUGGUCUUUCUGGUUCAGGCAUAAUACUUAUCUCAGGUGAAGAGGAGGAGCUCCAUCCGAUACCUGAAUUUGGUCCACAUGAGGCCUCUGGGGAUUCUGGGGAGUCUGGAAUCUUUGGGAUAUCUGGAGCAUCUGGGUUACCUGAGGGGUCAGGAGAGCCUGAAGUCUCAGGGGCAUCUGGAGAGCCUGUGAGCUCUGGGGUACCUGAGGUAUCAGGAGUGUCUGAGGCAUCAGGAAUACCUGAUGAGUCAGGAGAGUCUGGAGCCUCUGGGGUGCCUGAGGGGUCAGCAGAACCUGGGAUCUCUGGGGUACCUGAGGUGUCAGGAGAGUCUGGGGUACCAGAAGUUUCAGGAGAGACCUCUGGGGUACCUGAGAUGCCAGCAGAAUCUGGGUCCUCUGAGGAGCCUGAGGUAUCUGGAGAAUCAGGGACCUCUGGGGUACCUGAGGUAUCCGGAGAAUCUGGGACCUCUGGGGUACCUGAGGAAUCUGGGAUCUCUGGGGUACCUGAGGUAUCUGGAGAAUCUGGAACCUCUGCGGUACCUGAGGUAUAUGGAGAAUCUGGAACCUCUGGGGUACCUGAAGUAUCUGGAGAAUCUGAGACCACUGGGGUACCUGAGAUAUCUGGGGAAUCUGGGAUUUCAGAGGUGCCUGAUGUGUCUGGACAGCCAGAGACCUCAGAGGCACAUGAAAUGACUGUAAAGCCUGAGAUCUUUGAGGUGCCUGAGGAAUCUAGAAAGCCUGGACCCUUUGACAUAUUUGAAGAGUCUGGGGUACAUGAGGAGUCAGGAGAGUCUGGGAGCCCAGAAGAGACUGAGGUGACUGAGGCCCCAGAUUUCACCACUACAGUGUUAAUUCCUGACUUAGAUGAAGAGGAGGAGAUACUCCUAACCACCCCAACCACUCCCCUGGAGGGGACUGGGGGUGAUAUAGGGUCAGGCAUACCUGAUAUUGACACAGAUAUUUACCCAGAUAUAACAGGUAUGUCUGUCUGUGUGCUGUGUACCUGUCUGGUUGGAUCUGUGUACUGUGAUGACCUCAAGUUGGACCGUGUUCCUCCCCUCUCCAAAGAUACCACUCACUUUUAUUCCCGCUACAAUAAAAUUUCCAGAAUCAGCAAGUCUGACUUCGCCAACCUGAAUAAAUUAAAAAAGAUCGACCUGACUAGCAACGGGAUUUCCAGGAUUGAUGAUGAUGCUUUCUUUGGCCUUCCUUCCCUGGAGGAGUUGAUAUUACGAGAGAACAAUAUUAGACAGCUUCCAGCUUUGCCACCAUCCAUGACCCUUAUUGACGUCUGUCACAACCAUCUGGGCAGCACUGGCAUCCAGAGAGAAGCUUUCAAGGACAUGCCAGGGCUACUUUACCUUUACUUGACGGACAACAACAUAGACCACAUCCCAGUUCCUCUGCCUGAGAGUCUGCGCUCACUUCACCUACAGAAUAAUAACAUCCAGAUGAUACACGAAGACACCUUCUGCAACCCACACGACUUAAAUUACAUCCGAAAUGCACUUGAGGAUGUUCGCCUGGACGGUAAUCCCAUCAAUCUCAGCAGAACCCCACAGGCCUACAUAUGUUUGCCACGUAUCCCCAUUGGUAACCUUUUUUAAAUCGUAAAAAAAAAUUAAAUAUGCACACUUGAAUACACACAUAAAAAACUCACACGUAUGCAUAUGCAUCAAAACUCCUCUGUGCGUACCUCUCUCUUAAAAAAAAAAAAAAAACCUUGGGCUCAAGCAAACACAUGGAUAUGAAUGGCUGUCUUUAAAGGAGGUUGGCAAAAAUACAUAAACUCACUCUCGAAGGAGUUCUGGUGGACACUUCCAACUCUACGCUGCUUGUGUUCAUGCUUUUUUUACACGGUGCACACUUUUCAUAAUGUAAGAGGCUUGUAAUCGUAUCCGGAUUAAUGAUUUCUAGACUCAUCAACAAUCUCUUUCAGAGAAACCAAAAAACAUGCAGAAGUCUGAAAGUUUUUAUUUAUCAAAGUCUAAUGAACCUAUCAGGAAAACAAGAUGUCAGUUAUUUACAACUGCAAAUCUGAACAAGGCAACAACCCUCUUUUUGUGUGUGCUGUACUGGUUGUGGGAUAAGGGCUAGGUGCAAUAGCCAGCCCAAACUGUUUAAAAAUAUGUUUGAAUUGUAAAUGAAAUACUGUUAAUAUUCAUAUAGAAUUUAACAAAUGUUUAUCGUAAUUAGCCUAAACCAAUUGAAGCUGGCUCACGAUUAACUUCUUGAAAGGUUAAUUUGACUAUAAUGCAAUAAAAGAAGCAUUCUAACAA